Molecule: messenger RNA, 981 nt
Organism: Cadophora gregata
Lineage: Eukaryota; Fungi; Ascomycota; Leotiomycetes; Helotiales; Ploettnerulaceae
Exons: 4
Coding region: 359-886 (175 amino acids)
Source: RefSeq, a predicted model, not a curated record
ACCGAGUGCAAAUCCGGCCCCCAGGGGACAAACUAUUCUCGCUUGCCCCUCAUGUUGACGGAGGAGGCAUCGAGAGGUGGGAAGACAAAGCAUAUAAUCACGUUUAUCGUAAGAUUUUCCAAGGAAAGUGGCAAGAGUACGACCCAUGGGAUCUGACCGGCCGGCUUGAUGCAAAUAUGAACAUGUACGAUGGACCAGGAGGAUGCUCAGUUUUCCGAACAUUCCAAGGCUGGCUUGGGUUGUCUCGUCAUGGGCCGAAUGAAGGUGAGUCGGUGGUACGCAAUCGCAUCGAGUAUCGCUAGCGAACUCAGAAACUCUUGUUACCCACCCUAUACUGCAGCCGUCCACCGCUUAUUGGAUGCUCAGACCAUUCUUCAAACCUACACAGAAGGGCUCGCUGAAUGGAUGGAAAUUCUCCCUUGACGAUGAUGACGGUAACGUUUUUCUUCACGGGGCAAAUCCUGGGACUGCGCAAGAGCAUAAUCCUGAUCACCACCCUCAUUUGAUGCUAAGUGAAACCAUGAUACCGUAUCCUACUGUAGAGCCGGGUGAUACGGUUUUCUGGAGUGCGGACACCAUUCAUGGCACAGAAAGCGAGAACACAGGAAACACAGAUGCUUGCGUCUUUUAUAUUCCAUCGGUUCCGCUCACUCUCAAUAACGCGCAAUAUAUCGCGCAGCAGCGAGACUCUUUUUUGAAAGGAGUUCCCCCGCCGGACUUCCCUGGUGGGGUCGGAGAAUCUGAAUUCACUGAUAGAGCGAAGAAAGAAGAUAUCUUGGAUGGAUUUGGCAAGGUUGCUAUGGGUUUGAGUCCCUUGAAAAUUGAUGGAGCAACCGCGAGGCAAGAGGCGCUUGCGCGUGAUGUGAAUAAAAUUUUGGGCUAUUAAGGGUGCCUCAAUGGAUCAAGCACACUGAAAUACGCAGGAAUUGAAUUUAUAAUGACCAUACGCAUUUAUUUGACUCGAAUCAGUCCUUUGUAAAA